AUGGCCUGUCCACAACCCCCCCUGGACCCUCUGCUCCACGUCUUCUUGCCGGUCUACAGCGGGUCUGUGGCGGAGUCUGCGGGGCUAACCAGCGUCACCAACACCGUGUUCACGGUGCCGAUCGAGUCACAGGCCUUGCCGAAUCUGGAUAAGCGGGUCAACGGUCUGAACUACACCCCGGAUUGCCUGUACGAGGGCUACGUGAAGCGCUACAAUCCUGUGCGCGGAUUUGGCUUCCUGACGGCGACGCAUCAAGUCGUUCCGACCCCAGAUCCCGCAUCUGGGGAAAGCACAACGACCGCGAAGGAAUUUGAAAGGUCGGGAACAGAGGGACUGGAUCCAAACGAUAUUUCCCGUGAAAGCAGCCAUGAAGUGAGCUUUAUGCUGCAUGAGGCGGACCCUUGCUUGGGUGGGGAUGUCCAACUGGCCGACGUCCUUACCGCAGCAUUUCUCGAUGUUAACAACUACGUGGAACAUGAACCGAAGCCCCAGCCUUUCCCCAAUAGGGUGCUCCCUAGGAGUUCCUCGACUUCCUUACCUUCCGUCUUUACUUCCACUGACAAGAAAUCGGUAAAGUCGUGUACGCGUGUACCGAUAAACCCGGGGGAUAUUUUCGUGCACCAAACCUACCUGAAUAUGAAUGGAUUCCGCACCCUUCCAGUGGGUGGCCGAGUUCGCUUUAGAGUUAGUUUUAUGAAGGGGCACAAAUCAUUUCAGGCUAUAAGUGUGCAAUUGCUGCCGCAGGUAAUGCCACCCGGGAUGGAUCAUCUGAAUACAUUCACUUCUGAUACACCAGACAGCAAAAAUAAUAUUUCAGCAGCUGAUCCAGAUCAAGUGGAGUGA
Phytomonas sp. Hart1 is the source of this 843-nucleotide messenger RNA. Lineage: Eukaryota; Euglenozoa; Kinetoplastea; Trypanosomatida; Trypanosomatidae. The record is from the annotation of a GenBank genome assembly.